CCCCCCCUUUUAUUCGGCGGCCGAGGCCGGAGCUGGAACUUUGCAGCCCGAGCGCGCACGCUCUGCGCUCCUCCCGCCGGUCGCGCAGAAGGUGGGGCCGCGCGGGAAGCAUAGGGGUGCAGCGCGCGCGAAGCGGGGUCCCCGGGAGAGCGCGGGGCGCAGAGGAGGGGGCCCGGCGAGGGGUCCCGGGCUGGGAGAGCGCCCCGUCCGGGGGAGCCGGGCUCUGGGGUCGCAGCCGCGCCGACUCGCAGCUGCUUUUGCCCGGGAGCCGCAGCUGUGCCGGGGUCCGGCGGCGGCCCGGGAAGGAGGAGGACGAGCUGCAGCUGGACGCUGGCAGCUGGAGGAGCAGCCACACAGCUGUCCCGUGUGCGGGCGACCGGCCAGGAUGACCCGCUGACCGCGGCCAUGCAGCCCUGACGGGGUGACCAGCGCUUGACCGCCACCUCGCUAGUCCAGCGGGAAACGAAGCCGUUUACCAUGGAACCCGUGACCAAGUGGACCCCUAAACAAGUGGUGGACUGGACUCGAGGUGAGGAUGGUGUCCUUUGUCAAUAAUUGUAACUAGAAUUGUGUAGUCUUCACAGUUUGCUAAGCGCUGUCUGUGUGUUCUUGCCCUUGGUCACCACAGUAGGCCUGUGAGGCUUAGAUGACUGCCUGCAGCCGUACGUCCACAAGUUUGAGCGUGAGAAGAUAGAUGGAGAGCAGCUGCUGCGAAUUUCCCACCAGGAUCUGGAGGAGCUGGGAGUCACACGAAUUGGACAUCAGGAGCUGGUGUUGGAGGCUGUCGACCUUCUCUGUGCACUGAAUUAUGGCCUUGAAACUGAUAAUAUGAAGAAUUUGGUUUUGAAGCUACGGGCAUCUUCCAACAAUUUACAGAAUCACAUAAGCAGCCGGCGGAAGAGUCCAGCUUAUGAUGGGAACACAUCCCACAAGCCACCCAAUGAGCUGCUAACGUCGGUGGUGGAGCUCAUAGGCGCUGCCAAGGCUUUGCUGGCUUGGCUGGACCGGGCUCCAUUUACAGGGAUCACUGACUUCUCAGUAACAAAGAACAAAAUCAUUCAGCUUUGCUUAGACCUGACCACUACAGUCCAGAAGGAUUGCCUUGUAGCAGAAAUGGAGGAUAAAGUUUUAUCUGUGGUCAAAGUUUUAAAUGGCAUCUGUGACAAAACAAUUCGAUCUGCCACCGACCCUGUUAUGAGCCAGUGCGCAUGCCUAGAGGAGGUUCACUUACCCAAUGUUAAGCCUGGUGAAGGCUUGGGCAUGUACAUCAAAUCAACGUAUGAUGGAUUGCAUGUGAUUACUGGAACAACAGAAAAUUCUCCUGCAGACAGAUCUCAGAAAAUUCAUGCUGGUGAUGAAGUCAUUCAAGUUAAUCGGCAAACUGUGGUGGGAUGGCAGCUAAAGAACCUGGUGAGGAAAUUGAGAGAGAAUCCCACUGGAGUUGUGUUACUGCUGAAGAAGAGGCCUACGGGUUCGUUCAAGUUCACCCCUGCCCCUUUGAAGAACCUGCGGUGGAAGCCACCUCUCGUGCAGACCUCAUCCCCACCCAUGACAACCCAGUCCCCCGAAAGUACCAUGGAUGCCUCACUGAAGAAGGAGAAGCCAGCCAUCUUGGAUCUGUACAUUCCUCCUCCACCCACAGUCCCCUACUCUCCCCGGGACGAGAAUGGGAGUUUUGUUUAUGGAGGAUUCAGUAAGUGUAAACAACCACUGCCUAGACCUAAGGGUUCAGAGUCCCCAAAUUCCUUCUUGGAUCAGGAGAGCCGAAGACGAAGGUUCACCAUUGCUGAUUCUGAUCAGUUGCCUGGGUAUUCAGUGGAAACCAAUGUCCUACCCACAAAAAUGAGAGAGAAAACACCAUCAUACGGCAAACCCCGGCCUUUGUCCAUGCCUGCGGAUGGGAACUGGAUGGGGAUUGUGGACCCUUUCGCCAGACCUCGAGGGCAUGGGAGGAAAGGGGAAGAUGCCCUUUGCCGGUACUUCAGUAACGAGCGGAUCCCACCCAUCAUCGAAGAGAGCGCUUCUGCAGGAUGCAGGUUCUCCAGGCCUGCAGCUGAGAGGCAGCUGGUGCGCGGUGCUGACUACAUCCGUGGGAGCAGGUGCUACAUCAAUGCUGACCUGCACAGCAGCGCCACCAUCCCGUUCCCGGAGGAAGGGACCAAGAAGAAGGCCGCCUCCGCGGAGCCGUCCCUGCUGGUCAGCUGGCUCACGCGCCUGAAGCUGUUGACUCACUGAGGCUGCCCGAGGGCCUGCGGUCGCCUGCUCUUAAGUGCCUUGUCCUUGGGGACAAUCUCCCCGGACUUCACCGCAGGCUUCCCUAGUGACCUUGCAUCAUUUCCUUUGUAUUUCCUAGAAAGUUGUGUACUGCCCUUCUUGGACCUUCAUGAUUGGAUGGCAGCAGACCCAGGGGAUCCUAGGGGCCACUCAUGGAAGCAGGAAGAGGACAUGGUCCACCCCUUCCAGGACAGCACGUGGAGGCGCAUCUAUACAUUGGGAGCUGGCCAGACAGAUGGUGGUCAUUCUCCCGAACUGGCAACAUCUACUGCUGUUGUUUUCUUGAGUGAGGGGACUCAGUUGGGUGGCUGUUGUACAGAUAUGUGGCUGUGGUCCACCUACCUGAAAAAGCCAGUUGGAGAAAAGAUUUUUAAAGUGUAUGUACCAUUAUUUGUAAGCACAGAGGCUUUGGCAUGGAAAGGAUACGUGGUAAGUGUGUGCUCUUCUGAGCAGAGGUUUAGGUGUGAAUCUGUUCCAUGUGGUUAAUCCCCUUGCUUGUAAGCUUAGCCUGUGUCUAUUAAUGCAGAGACGCAGGAGCGUGUGUGGACAGGAAAGCAGUUUAUGGUUACUCGUGAGAGGAAUUGUCGUAGUCGUUAUGUAUUAUUGUCUUUAAGGGAAAAGAAGCUAUAAGAUUUGCUGAAAGCCAAAGUAUCAUUCAGAAAAGUUAAAGCAACCAGAUUUAAGUUUGUGAGAGUCACAUCAGUUUGCAUUUUUUGGCCUUUUCGAUGUCUGUCUUCUAGAAAGAACCACAGCUCUUCAAAAUUGGACACAUGUUGCUAACUAGAAAUGUCUUGGAAAGACUUGUGGUCACUAACUUUCAACUAGCUUCAGGUAUUUGGAAAAAGUGCAUCUGAAUAUUAACUCUUGUUUAAACUGAAUGUAUGAUAUUUUGUUAGAAUGGAAAAGUACUAUCUUGUUAAUUUAAGUGUUUUAAAUAUAGUUGUAUAUUUUUCUUACUCUUAGUCACAUGUAAUUGAAAUAUUUGUUUUGCGUCAUUUGCGAAGCUAAUGAAACUGACUGUUGAAGGUGUUUUCAGAUUUACAAGUGACCAACCUGGUGGUUACCAGUUUGGGCACUAAUAUUAAAAAAACAAACAUAAUAAAGCCGCCCAAGCAUUUUGGGAUUUUAUGAAUUAA
Messenger RNA from Cavia porcellus (domestic guinea pig), 3410 nucleotides. It is a transcript of the gene Cnksr3, whose product is annotated as CNKSR family member 3. The record is from RefSeq and is a predicted model, not a curated record. Gene Ontology annotation, cellular component: membrane; cytoplasm. The transcript is spliced from 14 exons. The coding region runs from base 829 to 2235 and encodes 468 amino acids. Gene Ontology annotation, biological process: regulation of signal transduction. Gene Ontology annotation, molecular function: protein binding. NCBI's taxonomy places the organism in Eukaryota, Metazoa, Chordata, Mammalia, Rodentia, Caviidae.